AUGGCUUUCCUCCGCCCCCUCGGUCUCCGCCUCACAAUCGGUCUAACAGUACCCACUCUCUACGUCUCCCACCAAAUCUUAUUCCCCAGGCGUAGUUAUAUCCUACAAUGUCAAAAUGCACCUUACUUGACAGACAGAAUCAUCGAAGCUAGUCAGGAUGAUCAAAGGUUCAAGUUUAAAAGACGACAUAUUGAAGAAGAUGGGACUGAAAAACGUGGAACUCCGAUCUUUGAUGCUGCACAGUACCGUCAAUUGUCAUUGGGUUCGUUUAGUGGUGUUAUGGUUGGUUAUGUAAUUGGAAGACUAUCGAAGAUGAUUGCAUUCGUAUCCUUAUUGGUCAUUCUGAUGGUUCAGUACAUGGAACGUCAUGGUUAUCACGUUCUUCCGCGUCAAUAUAGAAUAAGAAAGUUCCUCGAAGAAACCGACAUAAAACCAUUGCUCACAGAAAACGCAGCUUUUAAAUAUUCAUUUGCCUCCACUUUCGCCAUCAGCGCCUGGUUUGCAAACUAG
This is a messenger RNA of Orbilia oligospora ATCC 24927, 510 nucleotides long. RefSeq lists its product as uncharacterized. The record is from RefSeq and is a predicted model, not a curated record. NCBI's taxonomy places the organism in Eukaryota, Fungi, Ascomycota, Orbiliomycetes, Orbiliales, Orbiliaceae. Bases 1 to 510 code for a protein of 169 amino acids. The transcript is spliced from 2 exons.